CGUAUGUAUGUUGUGUGUGCGUGUGUGUGUAUGUACGAUCCUGUGGACAUGCAGGUCAUUAAUCUUGCGAGGAUAAUGGGCUCGAUAUUGAGGGAAAGAGAGCUCGUCUAACGGCCGAUCGUCCCUUCCGCUGGCAAUUCGCAUUUUCAAUUUUCCACGAUGUCGGAGAACAGCGAGCACUCGCCCGACGACACCGAGACGGAGACAAAGGCGAUGGAAGAGCUUCCUAACGAUUCGUCCAAGAGCGAGGCGAAAUUAAUGAUGAAUCAAACUGGCGCGGCCCUGCUCGAGGACGAGGAAAUGCCGACGUACAUCAGCGUGUCCAGUACCACAAGACCCGACGACUCGGACGGUGUUAAUGUGAAACAGUCUGAGAAUGAGUCGCAGGAGGUGGAAAGGGAGCGUAGUUCGAGUCCGUAUCACAGUGACGAUCAAGCACCGAGUAGCGUGUACGUUUUAUCGUCUGAGGAAGAAACCGAUCAACAUCCUUAUAACGACGAGGAUGACGAGGAUGAUUAUGGAGAGAGCGACGAAAUGGAAAAUUUAGAGCUUGACCAUGAAUUUGAUUCGGAACAUCCAAGUAAGCAUUUGAUGGAUGACGAAGAUGAUGACGAUGAGGAUGACGAAGAAGAGGAGGAGGAUGAUGAGGACAGUCCUAGACAAAUGCAUAACAUUGAUGAUGGUAUGGACGAUAACUAUGAGCCAGAUUGUUAUGAAGGAAGAUCUGAUGAUUUUGUCUUAAAUAAGAGAUUAAAAAAUCAAGACAAAGAAAAGAGUCUAUCUCUUCAAGAUUUGAAUACAUACAAAAACACUGUAAAUGCUGAAUACUUUAAAAGAAGACGGGUUUUAAGGCCAAAUUAUGUAAGCAUUCCAGAAGCUGCUAUAUAUUCCUUGAUGCAGAGAAAGCAAUCAAUGCCAGGAAAAUAUCAUCAUGUGCAAAGCAAAGUCAAACGCUAUAUCAGAGACAUAAAGGAACAGAACAAACGUUCCCUGGAAAAACAUAUGAAACAAUUGUAUCAAGACGAAAUGAUGUACAGUAAAGGCGACACUGAUCAUAAAAACAUUGAUGCAGAAAAGAUUAAGCCUACAGUGGCCAACAAGACAAUAAAAGAUUAUGCCGAAAGAACGAUCAAGGAAUUGGAAAUCGCAGAAACUUGCGAUAGUAACGUGGCGACCAAAGCGACCUACAAUGCUACUACUUCGCCAAUAAUAUUAAAUGGACAAGAUAAUAAAAACUGUUUAGAAUCGAUACAUGAAGAAUCCAUCGUGCAGAAUGAAGUCGAGAUAAAUAUGCCAUUCGAGUCAGCACAGAACGAAAGAGAUCUUAUAAAUACGGAUAAUAAGGCGCAAAAGCAAAAUGGAACAAUUGACGUUAAAUCAUUAAAAUAUAAUUAUCCUGAUAAAGAAAUAUCACAUUUCCCACCUUCAUCUCUUAUCCAAAAUGGUCAUCAAGAAGUACCAACGGUACUUUACAAUUUGCGAACUUUAAGUUAUGAGGAGUACAUGCAUGGCACUUCUGAUUCUAGUCAAAAAAUUGAUUUAAAUAGAAAUGCACAUGUUAUUGAGCAAGAACACGGUCAACCUGAGGCAUAUAAUGCAGAUCUAAUGGAUAUAUCCACAGAUAAUGAAGAUACUUGUCCUUUAAGAAUUGAGAAUAUAAAAAGCAUUAAGACAAUGUCAGAGGAAGCAAAAAAUAAUAAUGAGCAGUUAACUUUUGAGAAAACAAAUGAAGAACUCAAGACGACUUUGGAUCCUUCAGAAGUUACCACAUUGAAAAGGAAAUUAACACAGAAGACUGCAAAAUACAACAGUUUGCUUGAUACAUAUCAAAAACAGCUUAUGGAAAAUUUAAAAAUGAAGCAGGAGUUGGAUGAAUUGAGAAAAACAUUAGUAAAAUACGAGAAAGAAAACAAACCUCCGGAACAGAGGGAAGUAUCAAUUCAGACUGAUAUUAUUAUCGAUUCUGCAUCCAAUCAACACCAAGAUCAAACCGAGCCUGUCCAGCAAUCUAACAAUAAAAUAUCAGGUAGUAGUGUCGCUUCGACGCUAAGCUCUAUAGAUCAGUGGAGUUCCAGUGCUUGUAAUUUAUCAUUAUCCAUGAAACCACCUGAAGUAACAAAAGCAUUACAGUCUGACGAUAGUGUGGUAUUAACUGACGGUACACCAGCGAAAACAACACGUUCACUGUCACGCGCAUUUAUUACUUCGUCCCGAAUCUUGCAAACACUUUCAAGUAUCACACAUGGGAAAACAAAGCCAGAAAGUCCAUUGGUACAAAAUUCAAAGAAAAGAUUAAAUGAAAAUGUAUCGAUGGAUCUGCAAAAUGAUGAUAGUAACUAUCAAUGUCUACCUUCUAGCUCCAAGAAAAGAAAAAUUACAGACAUUCUUCCACCAUCUAAUUUUCUACAACCUUUUAAAGCUUUCCCAAGUUCUGCAGAAUCACAUGCAAAAUUAAAUGAAACGCCUAAUACAGAAGCCCAGUUAAAAAAUUUAUAUGAUUCGGUGAAUAAGAAUGUAGAUUUGCAAGCAAGUUCAUCUAAUGCUAAUACAAGUCAGUUAAGAGCCGAUACAUCUACAAUGGAAAGCAAGAUGGAAACUAGCAACGAUCCAGAGGAUAAUGUAAAAUGUUUUGUAUAUCGCGAAGACGAUAACAGUAAAGACCGUAGUUUUCUAAUUUUAGCAGAGGAGCCUGAAAAGGAUAAAGUUCUUAAUGAAAAAGGACGCAUUCGUGAAUGUGGUCCGUACUUGCUUGGUAAUGUAGAAGUAAGAAUGUCUGAAAUAAACGGGACGAUUAACAUUUGGGGUAAAGAGAUCAGUCAAGAGUCCACCGCUGAAACUGAAAAUGAUACAGAAACAUCUACUAAAGUGAAAGAUAAAAAUUAUCACUGUUGGCAAAAGACACCGUAUACCAAAUUUAAUGGCAAUAAUUUAGUAUGUUCAACAAGUAAAAAAUCAAAAAGUCCUCCUAAGUUUGAUCUAUCUUCAGCAACAUCCAAUUCAUGUCUGCAGUCACCUUCGUUUAACAUAGCAAAAGCAUCUUGUUCUACAGAUAAAGCAGAUAAAUUGUAUAGUCAUUCAAGUGCGUGUGAAGACUGUGAUCUCUCAAAACAUUGUAAAGAAAGUUUAAGAUACAAACGAACACUUUCCCAAGAAAAAUUACAUUCCUGCUGCAUUCACAAUAUAGACAUGUCAGAGCAGAAAGGCAAUUGUUCCUUGCAUAAGGAAAGGCAAAAGUUUGAAGAUAGUUUUAAUUGUAGCAAAGAGAGGUUAAGUACUCAGGAACACCGACAAAGUUUUUCAAGAAACCUAGGGCCUAAUAAGCAUUUACAUGAAAAUAAUAUCGCUGAAGACAAUGAGCACAUGUGUAGAAAUUGUACGACGUGUCAUCAUGCACCGCAUAAUUCAGAGAAUUAUCAAGAAAGUCACAAAUGUUGCGACAUGUUAAAAGAAGCUUGUGAGCCAUUAGUAAUGAAUACAGAUCGAGAGUAUAACGAAUCAUGUAAUCACUCGUCUUCUCAUAUACACGAAGAAGAGCCAUUAAUAACGCUAAAACAAUGUAGCGAAACACCAGAGACGAGACGACGAAGAUCAACUGGGAAAAGAGUACGAGGAAUUUUAAUGGAUCUUAUACGAGGGUGCGGAGAUUGCUAUAAUCAUAAUGUAUCCAGAAGUAGCAAAAGCUGUAUGCAUAAGAAGUUAAAAAAUUGUUCUCCACAAAUCAAAAUUUCGCCGUGUACAUCUGCAGAACCAUCGUAUUCAAAUCCAGGACAACCUGUUGGAAGAUGCUGCCAUGCUUAUGCACAGCGAAUUGAAUCUCAACUGGAAGAAUUUCGAAUGGAAAUGGAAAGAAUGCGAUCGCGCUCGGAUGCUAUUCUUAAUAUGCUCAAUAUGCUUCAUUCAGUGGAUACGAAUUAAAAGAAUCCAUCUUAAUGUUAAUUUUUUUUUUUUUUUCAUAUGUACAUAUCAUAUUUUUAUCGUUUACUUUUUUCUCGUAAUGGAACUGUCAUAUGGACGCCUUAUUAUACUUUAUUGCUUAUAAAGGAAGUAUAGUCGAUUUGUUAAAUAAAAAAUAUAUAUAUAAUGAAAAAGAUAUGUUUACAUCCAAUAUAUGCAUAUCUAACAGUGCAGAUAAUGCCACUUUUUUUGUUAAAAUUUCUAAUAAGAACGCUGUGUAUCUAUACAUUCAUAAUAUAUUUUCCAUGUGAAAAAA
Wasmannia auropunctata (little fire ant) is the source of this 4210-nucleotide messenger RNA. Its product is annotated as kinesin-related protein 4-like. The record is from RefSeq and is a predicted model, not a curated record. Lineage: Eukaryota; Metazoa; Arthropoda; Insecta; Hymenoptera; Formicidae. Bases 160 to 3915 code for a protein of 1251 amino acids. The transcript is spliced from 6 exons.